Molecule: messenger RNA, 2210 nt
Organism: Durusdinium trenchii
Lineage: Eukaryota; Dinophyceae; Suessiales; Symbiodiniaceae
Source: the annotation of a GenBank genome assembly
GUUGACGACACCAAGUGACGUUGGACGCCGAUGGUGUUGGACGCCAUGUCCGAUCCGAGUGAGCCAAGUGACGAGAAGCUGAUUGAGAUUCAGGUCUGUGGUCUCCGCGGCGACGAGCUGCUCCUGUCGGUGCCCGGGUCCCUCAUGGGCCACCAAUUCCGCUCGUUGCUCCGCGAGCGGCUCGGGAACUCCCGCGGGACGACCGGCGGGUCCCGCGUUGCGGUGCUGCAUGGAGCGGAGAUGAUGGUGAUGAAGAAGACUUUGAAGGAACAAGGAGGAUCAGUAUAUGAUCACCCCUGGCCAGGGCUCACGGAGGAAUCAAAGGUCUCCUAUGUGUAUUUGCCGCCCGAUUUGAAUGAAGCCUGGAGAGUUCUAUGCGGCUUCUCAGUGGAUGAUGAAGAAAGUGUUUUAGACGGAAUAAAACAGCUGCAGCUUGGCUUCAGAUUUCCUUAGUGGUUUUGGUGUUGUUCCGUUUUCUGCACUGAGACUUGGACUAGCUAUGACUAGCUAGUGUUGCAUAUCAUUGCAGUAGCCAGGCGCAUAUCUUAGGCGUGGCAUUGGCGAUUUGAAAUGUCUGAGACGGUUUCCGGAGAGCCUUGAACUUUUGGAAUUCGAUUACAACUUCAACGAGCCUUUAGAAGGAGUGGAUUGGAAUAGUAGUCUUCAGUGUUUGACCUUCGGCUCUGCGUUCAAUCAGAGCUUGGUGGGAGUAAGUUGGCCCGACAGCAUCAUGAGCCUCACAUUUGUAUCCAGGUCCAGCUUCAAUCGGAGUUUAGAAGGAGUCCUUUGGCCCAGAAGCCUCCAGGAAUUGGCGUUUGGUUUAUACUUCAACCAGAGCUUGAUCGGAGUAAGUUGGCCAAGCAACCUGCAAAGUUUGACGUUCGGGGGCACCUUCAACCAGAGUUUGGCAGGUGUCGUUCUGCCCAGCAGCCUGCAGCAUUUGACCUUUGGAAAACGUUUUAACCAGAGUUUGGCAGGCAUCGCUUGGCCCAGGAAUCUCAAACUAUUGAAGUUUGGCCGAGACUUCAAUCAAUCACUCAACGUAGUUGCUUGGCCAAGUGACCUGGAGAUCUUAGAGCUGGGUGAUCGUUACAACCGAAGUUUGGACCGAGUGGCUUGGCCAGAACACUUGCAAAGUUUGGUCCUUGGGCGUGAUUGGAACCGACCCUUUCACCAUGUGAUCUUACCCAGCCUUCGAAGUCUAACCUUUGGCGCUUAUUUUGACCAGAGUUUGGACGAUGUGACAUGGCCCAAGACCUUGGAAUCCUUGAGCUUCGGCAAGGAGUUCAACAAGACAUUGAAAAAAGUUACCUUUCCUCCCCACCUGCAGAGUGUGACCUUUGGUUUUUGCUUCAACACCAAGUUGGAGCGGAUCCGCUUGCCUCCGAGUGUUGAGAGGAUUGUGCUUGGAAGCCGAUUCAAUCAGCCGCUCGAACGAGUGAUUUGGCCUAACGCACUCCAAAUUUUGACCUUUGGAGAUGAUUUUAAUCAGCCGUUGAUGGAUGUGCUUUGGCCCAACGGCUUGCAGAGUCUGACCUUUGGCUAUAGCUUUAACCAGAGCUUGGACGGAGUAACUCUGCCAAAGAGCCUCCAGACUCUAACAUUUGGCCAUGCGUUCGACCAAAGUUUGUCAGCGGCAACUUUGCCAGACAGCCUUCAGAGUUUAAGAUUUGGCACCGAGUUCAACCAGAGUUUAGAAUGCGUGACUUGGCCAAGUGGCCUCCAAGAUCUGACGUUUGGCAGCAGCUUCAACAAAAGCUUGGAUCAAACACGUUUGCCAAGCAACCUUCAGACACUGACCUUCGGUCAUGGUUUCAAUCAGAGUUUGGUCGGAGUAACUCAUUGGCCCAGUAGCCUCAAACAUUUGACCUUUGGUACCCGCUACAAUUCCAGCUUGCUUGGCGUGACAUGGGGCACUUCGAACCUCCAGACUCUUUCAUUCGGACGUGGCUUCGACCAAAGUUUGCGGAAUGUCCCAUGGCCUCCCAAUCUGCGCAGUCUGACCUUGGCCUCUGCGCAGUAUGACCAGAACUUCGACUUGGAGGAUGUGAUAUGGCCAGAGAGCCUCGAACAUGUCACCUACAACGGCCAUUUGAUGGGUUUGAAAGCUGUGAGAUUUCCUCGCAGCUUGAGGAGUCUCAGUUGUUCUGGUUUGAUCUUGAGGCUAUCUGCCGAAGAGAUCCCCAAAAGCUGAGAAACUGCUGCAAAAA